Messenger RNA from Etheostoma cragini (Arkansas darter), 1130 nucleotides. RefSeq names its product vesicle-associated membrane protein 8-like. Gene Ontology annotation, cellular component: SNARE complex; plasma membrane. NCBI's taxonomy places the organism in Eukaryota, Metazoa, Chordata, Actinopteri, Perciformes, Percidae. The record is from RefSeq and is a predicted model, not a curated record. The coding region runs from base 224 to 598 and encodes 124 amino acids. Gene Ontology annotation, molecular function: SNAP receptor activity; syntaxin binding. Gene Ontology annotation, biological process: SNARE complex assembly; vesicle fusion; vesicle-mediated transport. The transcript is spliced from 3 exons.
AUUUUGUUUAAACUUGUUCGGGAAAUAGUGAUUGUAUUAUGGGUCGCUUGACACUUGAAGCGAAGGAAUUCAGUUUGAACGGGUGAAAAAAAAAAACCAGGAAGUUAAACAGAGGAGGAAACGCUGCGGUGGAGCAUCAGACUUAAAAACUUUCAAAAACAGCGUUAACUAAAAACACAGUUAAUUCAUCUGAUUGUGGUCAAAGGGCAUAGUUUGCAACAAGAUGGACAUCGAUCCGGAGCGAGGAGGAGGAGCGGCGGCGGCGGAGCCACAGGACAAGGUGAAGAGCUUGAGGGAUCAAGUAGAUGGAGUGAAAGACAUCAUGACGCAGAACGUAGACCGGAUCCUGGCUCGAGGAGAGAGACUCGAUGACCUCAUGGGCAAAUCAGAGGACCUGCAAGCAGGGGCUCAGCACUUCAAGCAGACGUCUCAGAAAGUGGCUCGCACCUACUGGUGGAAGAACGUCAAGAUGAUAGUGGUCAUCGUGGUGAUCGUCCUCAUCAUCGUGCUCAUCAUCAUCCUGCUGGCCACCGGAGUCAUCCCUGUCAGCUCCUCUACGCCUCCUACGCCUCCUGUAGUUCCUCCCACUAAGCCAUAAGAGAUACACACACACCCAAUGUAUAUACAAUCAUAAACAAACCCAUUCUUAUUGCACAUUAUACAAAGUAAUAUAUAGACUAAAGCAAAUUACUGCUGUCUGGUGAAACCUUUAUUACUUCUAAGUUAGUUUCCACUGGUUAACGUCAUGCUUUUAUUAGAAUUCGACGACUUCCUGCUUUUGGUUUAAGGAACUUGAUUGGCCUAUGUGCCUUUUAAGACCCUUAAACACCAUUUAAGCUUAGCUUUUUUUUCAAAAUGUUGUGAGAAAUUAAACAAAAGUGUCUGGAAGGUCUUAGGACUGUCCCUGUUCUCAGAGGAUGCGUCAUAUCACAACGUCAUUUCCUCUUGUGUAACCGUUUCAUCACCCGUGGCUUUUUCAACCCCGGCAAAGAGGGAGUCGCAGUAAUUUUCGUAGAUGAAAAUAAUGAAAGUGGAUUUCUCCAGUCUCUUUACUAGACAUUAUGUUUGUCUUGAAUGUUCUCACUUAGGUGCACCUUUUACAGAAGGCAGGUUGGCUGGUUUAAAAGCUG